AAGAAAGAGCAGAGACAAAAUGAGGGGACUGCUCAUCUUGAUGGGUCUGGCGUGCUUGGCGAGCGCGCAGCACCAAGCGCUGAUCGACUACUUGGAGCGCAGGCUGCUCGCCAUCGAGGACCGCAUCUCCCUGUGGCACGAGCAGGCCACCCGCUACGCCUCAGAGCUGCGGGAGCUCAAACAGCAGAUGCUGUUCCAGCUGGAGAACCUGGACAAGGAAAAAGAGGCGCUGCGGGUGAACCUGGACGGCGUGGGUACCAGAGUGGAGCGGGUGGAGCGGGAGCUGGACUAUCUGGAGACCCAGAACGGAGCGCAGCCUUGCGUGGACAUGGACGAGGAGCUGAUCGAGCAGCAGGUGACACUGGUGCAGGAGAAGCACAAGACCAAGUACGCCAAGCUCACUGACUGCAGCGACAUGAUCUCCACCAUAAAGGCCAUGAAGAUCUUAAAGCGAGUCGGCGGGUCCAAGGGCAUGUGGACCAGAGACACCGGCGGGGGCUCGGGGAAGGUCUUCAUCUUCAACGGGACGGAUACAGACACCAUCUUUGAGUUUUCCAGCGUGCAAGACUUCACACGCUCGCAGGGCCUGUCCGAGUCCCGGCAGCUGAAAGUUCCCUCCGCCUGGAGCGGGACAGGCCACGUGGUCUACAACAAUCACGCCUAUCUGGUCACGCGGGCGGAUGAGGUCACCCUGCUCAAGUACGACUUGAGGAACCCGUCCACGGUGGACAGCGUGGUGUUCCCGGUCCAGGACCACGUUCCGGUGUACGGCUUGAGCCCCGAGACCGCAGUGGACCUGGCCGUGGACGAGGAAGGCCUGUGGGCCAUCUACGCCACGCGUCAGGCUGAGAAGCACAUCUCCCUGGCCAAACUAGACGCAGUCUCCCUGGACAUCCAGCAGAUGUGGGACUCCAACUGCCCCAGGGAGAACGCGGAGGCGGCCUUCGUGAUCUGCGGGACGCUUUACGUGGUCUACAACACCCAGCAGGCGGGACGCUCGCGUGUCCAGUGCGUGUUUGACGUCAACGACAUGGUGAGCAGCGACGACGCUCCGCUGGUCUACUUCCCCAAACGCUACGGAGCGCACGCCAGUAUCAAGUACAACCCGCUGGAGCAGCUGCUGUACGCCUGGGAUGACGGCUACCAGAUUCUCUACAAACUGGCCAUGAAGAAGAAACUGGAGCUUUAAGACACUAGAACCCCCAGAGAGGAAGUCGUUUUGGCCACACCGCAUUGACAACUUUCCUUUUGUAUUCAUCUUGGUGAACUUAAACUGCUGACAACCUUCUGCCAUACAGAAGGAUUAUGAACGUGUUACAAAAGCAGUGAAGUUGUCACGUUGUGUAAAUGGUAAAUAAAAACAGAAUACAAUGAUUUGCAAAUCCUUUUCAACCUAUAUUUAAUUGAAUAGACUGCAAAAACAAGAUAUUUAACGUUCCAACUGGAAAACGUUAUUUUUUGCAAAUAUUAGCUCAUUUGGAAUUUGAUGCCUGCAACAUGUUUCAAAAAAGCUGGCACAAGUGGCAAAAAAGACUGAGAAAGUUGAGGAAUGCUCAUCAAACACUUAUUUGGAACAUCCCACAGGUGAACAGGCUAA
Molecule: messenger RNA, 1597 nt
Organism: Nerophis lumbriciformis (worm pipefish)
Lineage: Eukaryota; Metazoa; Chordata; Actinopteri; Syngnathiformes; Syngnathidae
Gene: olfml3b
Product: olfactomedin-like 3b
Biological process (GO): signal transduction
Source: RefSeq, a predicted model, not a curated record